CCCAAUCUCUCUCUCUUCUACUCUCUACGGUUUGUUUUCUUCAUCUUCUUUCACCAAUCCCCACUUUAUCUCUCUUCCCACUCUAUUUCUCUCUUCUACUCCAUCCUGUUCAUCUUUUUCAUCUUCUUUCAAUUUUUUCACACAUCUUCUUUCAUUUUUUUAAUAGGAAAGUCUUUCAAUUUCAAUGGAAACAGAGGAUAUAUAUAUCUUCUCUCUAUUAUUCCUGAAACUCCUCUUGAACAUCUUCAAGAUGCUUCUGGUGGCGGAUUGAACUGCAUGCAAGGAGAGUUGUGCUGUCCUUAGUUGUAUUGGGAAAAUGAAUGUGCCGUCCUUUUUUGUAUUGGGAAAAUGAAUCAGCUCCAUCCCUUAACUUUAUUGGUAUUCUUUAUUGCUUUUAAACUAGGGGUUUUUUUGGAAACUUUAUGUAUUUCUAAUUAGUUUUAAAUAGGCGUGCAAAGUCAACUCGGGAAGAAAAUUACCGGACGGAAGGAGUAUCUUUUCAGAAGAUUUAGAAAAUAAGGAUAAAAAAUAAUGGCACCUACUACCUACCAAAACGAGAAGCCGCUGUCCACGGCUUACCUCCGCCUACAAAUACCGUGUCUUAUCCGCCCCCCUCCUCCUAAAUCCUAAUCCUUUGUUUCUUUCCAUUCUUUCAUCGAAAUUAUCAAAGGCGGCCUCUUUUCUCCUUCUUCCGAUCUAACAGUUUGAAGCCUGUUCUCUCCAUCUUCACAUUCCUUUUUUUUCCGGGUUGAUUGUUCAUUCGUAUAUAUCAAUGUACAUCAAACUAUGCUUACUUUUUGACAACCCGACGUAGAUUUCUCCAUCCCAGAUAUGAAAUCUGUCCUAAUGCGUCGAAUCCGUAUCCUCCACUCUUUCUCAGUUGUCUUUCUUUACUGGUUCUACGUGUUCUCACUCCUCGUUAACUGAACUGACCCUCCUUUAGUACUCUUUCUUUCUUUCUUUCUUUCUUCCCUGUUAUAAAAAUCCCUAAUAUCUUCCUCCCUCAAUCUGCUGUUAAAUUACAAAUAGUUGACCCAAUCCUACAAUAAAAAAAAAUCUUGUUACUGGAGAGACGAAGCAAUGGCUUCUUCCAUGCAACAUCAGCCCGCAAGCUCUAAUUCAUCAUCUGAUGUGGACCAACGCUAUGCCAUGUAUGAUGAAAAGAAGAGGAAGAGAAUGAUAUCAAAUCGCGAGUCGGCGAGGAGGUCCAGGAUGAGGAAACAACAGCACGUCGAGGAAUUGUGCGCCCAGAGAGCUCUGCUGCAGAAGGAGCAGAUUGCUUGCAACCAGAAAAUCGACGCAGUCUCUCAAGGGCUUGCAGCGAUUUCUGCUGAGAAUGAUGUUCUGAGGGCUCAAUGUGCAGAACUGGCUGACCGGUUGCAGUCAAUGAAUGCCAUCCUCCAACUCUGGGCCGAUGUUAAUGAGACUGUGGUGGAUAUCCCCGAGAUUCCUGAUGUCUUGCUCGAGCCAUGGCAGCUGCCUUGCCCAACACUGCCCAUUGUUGCUUCUGCUGAUAUGCUCCAGUUCUAGGCUUCUUCUCCUAUGUGACUAUGUCAUUUAUUCCAUUAUUAGUCCAUUGUUGUCGUUGAUUGUUACUUAUCUUUGUGUUUCAUUUGGUUCGGUGUCUCUCCCCAGUAAUCUCCUCUAAGGGGUAUCUUGUUGUGCAUAGAUUUGGUUUUUCUUGGGUUUUUGUUGUGAAGUGUGAACUUCAUGCAAUAGGAUUGUCUAUUUUGUGGCAAUAAACUUUAAAAUUCUAGUUGUCUUUGAAGUUACUCUUACUCUUGCAAAAUACAAUGUAUGGUAAAGA
This is a messenger RNA of Cuscuta campestris, 1807 nucleotides long. NCBI's taxonomy places the organism in Eukaryota, Viridiplantae, Streptophyta, Magnoliopsida, Solanales, Convolvulaceae. The record is from the annotation of a GenBank genome assembly.